AUGACUAACAACGAUGAUAUGACAGAAUUCCUGCAGAAGAACUUGGGUCCGAAGCGUGCAGUUCUUCCUUUGGUAAUCUCCAUGACUGUACUUUAUACAGUUAUUCUACUUACCGGGGUGGUGGGUAACAUCUGCACGUGCCUGGUCAUCGCUAGAAAUAAGUACAUGCACACGGCUACUAACUACUACCUGUUCAGCUUGUCCAUAUCUGAUGUCUUGCUUCUGAUACUAGGCCUACCGCAAGAGAUCUAUCUUUUUUGGCAGAAUUAUCCUUAUAUUUUCGGAGAAUCGUUCUGUAUCAUCCGAGGUCUGACGUCAGAGACCUCUACCAAUGCGUCAAUCUUGACCAUCACGGCCUUCACCGUGGAGCGGUAUCUGGCCAUCUGCCAUCCUCUCCUGGCCCACAGGAUGUCCCAGCUCUCUCGUGCCAUCAAAAUAAUCGUGAUUAUUUGGAUGGUUGCCGCUCUGUGCUCCAUUCCAGUCGUCUUCCAACUUGGAAUAGUCUAUCAACUAACGAAUAACAAGACGGUCAUUGUGGAAUCGGCCACGUGCGGUAUAAAACGGGAACUACCCCACAUUUUUGAAGUUUCAACUUUCCUCUUCUUCUUCCUACCCAUCACGGUUAUAACUUUCCUCUACAUCUUGAUUGGUUUGAGGCUUCGUCGUUUCACCGUCGGUCAGGCAGAGUCGUCUUCUGAGCUAACUAGAAGUUGUGGUAAUCAUUAUUCGUCUCGUCGAGCGGUGGUGAAAAUGUUAGUUGCAGUUGUUGUAUCAUUUUUCAUCUGCUGGUGUCCCUUCCAUGCUCAAAGACUAGCAGCUACUUACAUCCAGGAGACACCAAUGGCACAGAUGCCAUUUUUGGUGUUAACAUACAUCUCAGGUGUGAUGUAUUAUCUCAGUGCAACUAUCAACCCAAUUCUCUACCAGUUGAUGUCUCUGAAGUUUCGCCAGGCAUUUCAUGAUACAUUUGGAAGUUGUAUGAGAUGUUUAGGACCCCAGGAUCUUCCCCAAAUAACUUUUUCCGCCUUUGGAAACAAUAUGGACGGUUCCCGUCUGCCAUUCAUCAAAGGAAUUAGCUUCAGUUGUGAUAACAUUGCUUCUUUUAUUGGUAGAAGAUGGCCGACUGCUAGUACCAUCAGCGUCAGUCAGAGGGCGAUGUCCACAUCAUCUAGUGCCCUGAACGUCAAUCACAGAAUAACAAACUCAAGUAACAACUUAAUCGCUAAUCCAAGGUCACUGUUGAAUUCGAGAACCAGAUUGAGAUCCAAUCAUACACAAGAUGUUUCACUCUGUGUUUCCAUUGAAUUAGCGAAAAAAGAAAGGCCAGCAUCUCUUUCCUGUUUAAAGAUUGGAUAUUUAGAAUCAUCAACCAAUGAGAGUUUACCAAGAGCCAAUCGACUGUCUUUACCAUCACUAAGCAUUUAA
Messenger RNA from Limulus polyphemus (Atlantic horseshoe crab), 1425 nucleotides. Its product is annotated as pyrokinin-1 receptor-like. Lineage: Eukaryota; Metazoa; Arthropoda; Merostomata; Xiphosura; Limulidae. Bases 1 to 1425 code for a protein of 474 amino acids. The record is from RefSeq and is a predicted model, not a curated record. Gene Ontology annotation, biological process: neuropeptide signaling pathway. The transcript is spliced from 2 exons. Gene Ontology annotation, cellular component: plasma membrane. Gene Ontology annotation, molecular function: neuromedin U receptor activity.